GCUUUAAUCCAGCCGAAGCAGCCUUUUUUUUAUACUAGUAAAACUAUAGGCUGUACUACUCGUUUCCAAUGUGGGACUGCUGGUUAUCUUUCAUUCCUCAUAGUUUUAGUUGUAACAGUCCAACUUGCACAAACUUCACCUCAAGAAUUAAGAGGCCAUUCUUCCUCUUCUUCCAAGCACAGACUAACAGCUUCAUACUCUCUUAUUCUUUUCCCAACAACUCUACCUAUCCGUAAAACUUUAUUCACUUUUCACAUAACCCACAACUUCUAACCCAUCAAUCUGUUCCAGUCCCAGAAAACAAAUAAAAGACUUCACAGGGUUUAGGGUUCAUUGCGAAGAAGAUGAGUGGGGCAGGAAAGCCGGACUUUUUCUACAGAGAAGCUCAGCGCCUGGGUUAUGUAGCUCGCUCCGCCUUCAAGCUGCUUCAGAUACAGAAGCAGUACAAGCUCAUAAUACCAGGCUCCUCUGUUCUGGACCUUGGUUGUGCUCCUGGUGCUUGGCUUCAGGUGGCUUGUCAGAGCUUGGGUCCUAUCAAAAAUGGUGGUCUUGUUGUUGGGAUUGAUCUCAAGAAGGUGAAGGUUCCAGCUAUGCAUUGUGAUUCAAGGGUUCAAACUCUGUGUGCUGAUGUUAUGAAGCUCCCUAAAACCUCAGUCAGGGAACUUUCUCCACAGAAGGGGUUUUCUGUAAUACUCUCAGAUAUGUGUCCCCUCGUUUCUGGGAUAGCAAGUAAAGAUGCAGCUUUAUCCCUCGAGUUAGGCAUGCAAGCACUGGAUUUGGCUGUAGGUGAAGCAGCAUUAGCUAAUCCCAACAAUGUCACUCAAGUGGAAGAAAGUCUUGUUGGAGCAACUACGAGUUCAGAUGUUAAUGGUGUAUUGAAAAGGGGUGGUCAUCUUGUCAUAAAGCUUUUAGAGAGUGAAGAUGUGCAAGAUUUCAACCGCAUUUGCAAACCACUGUUUAGAAAGGCAUCAUUGUUGAGGCCUAAAGCUACAAGAUCAUCAUCAAGAGAGAUUUAUUUGAUAUGUCAAGGUCUGCAGUCACAAGCAAGAACAUAGGAGCGAGAAUGUACCCCAAUUGCAAGUGGCAACAGAUUGAACCAGAUCGAUGUAGCAGGAAAUUUCAGUUAUCUGCAAUCAUUUAUUUCACAAAUUGUAGUCUUGAGUCUCAAAUCAUGGUUUGUUUGUUCAUUAAGCUGGUCAACUUCAGCUAUUCUUGUAAAGUUUUUACCCAAAUUAGAUAUGUUACUCAAGAAUGCAUGGCCAUUAUGGUUUUGACUAA
Rosa chinensis is the source of this 1278-nucleotide messenger RNA. Its product is annotated as ribosomal RNA large subunit methyltransferase E. The coding region runs from base 345 to 1055 and encodes 236 amino acids. The record is from RefSeq and is a predicted model, not a curated record. Gene Ontology annotation, biological process: RNA methylation. The transcript has 6 exons. Gene Ontology annotation, molecular function: rRNA (uridine-2'-O-ribose)-methyltransferase activity. NCBI's taxonomy places the organism in Eukaryota, Viridiplantae, Streptophyta, Magnoliopsida, Rosales, Rosaceae.